GCCACAAAGGCAAGAACAAGGAAGGCAACGCCUUCCCGGCCUACGACGCUAUGCCGAUCACCCCUGCAGUGACUGCGGCGACUGCGGCUACCAGUACCCAGUCAGCUCCACCCGAGGAUUUCGAGGUCCCCACGGUCCAGAAAGCUCUCAACCAGGCCAGGAAGACCGAACUGAGGCUACAGAAAUUGGUUACCGAGAGGCAUCGCUCUACGAUGCAGUGGGACCAGUACGUGCGAAACCAGAAGAAAGCCUAUUUGGAGCAGAAACAGCGCCACCUCCAGGCGCUCGAAGCCUACGAUCACGAGAUCCAAGCAGCCAAGGAGGCCCAGAAUGUGGCGAGACUGCAGCUGCGACAGACGGUCUUGAACGAGCAGCAGACGGGCGCCAUGGAAGGGGUUGUCAGCGUGGAGGACGCGGAAUGGGACACGAUGCUUGCAUCGUGGGAUCAAGAACGCACAGAGACUGCGGACGGGGUGCUUCGGCGAGCCCUGUUAGAGGCGACAGCCACGCGCACCCCUCUACGGUCGACUACGGCUGCGCCGCGCACUCCACCGGCUGCAUUGACAGUGCGAACCGAUGCUGUUCUACCUACCCCUACCUUGCCAGCCGCUGCUUAUACCAGCAGACCGGAGAGCUCGACGAGAGACCCAUAUCAAGUGGCCUCUCCUGUGGUCGCAACGCCACAUGGAGCGCCGCAUACAAGCCACACAGGAGGAUAUGGCGUUAUGGUGGAGCCUACAGAACGCCCUUCUCCCUACUCGGGCGUUUACGCAACGAAGGAGGAGGCGGCAGCCGUGGGCGUCAUACCCCAUCCCAGUUUGGCGGAGCGCGUCCAGGCAAAGAAGGCCGCUCUAGGUGCAGCUCUUACACCCUUCGGAUCGGGCAAAACAGUAACGCCUCCUGGAUUGGGAGGCGAGGCCGCACCCAGUACGACCACGCCAUCCGGAAUGGUUCCGACGGUGCUGGAGGACGACGACGACGAGGAUCUACAAGAGCCAGGUCAGGACAGCAGCUAUAUGCCAGCACUUGGUGGCCUGGAGUAA
Molecule: messenger RNA, 1043 nt
Organism: Symbiodinium sp. CCMP2456
Lineage: Eukaryota; Dinophyceae; Suessiales; Symbiodiniaceae
Source: the annotation of a GenBank genome assembly